ACUUUAUUUGUAUGGGGAAGAGUUUUAUUGUAAUCUUUCCCUAUAUUUUAGACUUUAAUGAGUUUUUCAUAGACAGUUAUAAAAAUAAUUAAAACAACGUUAAUGUGUACAAAUGGAUUAUAUACGAGGGAGUUGAAAAGAAGAGUCUGCUCUCCUCCAUCCUUCUCCCUUCUCCCUUCUCCCUUCUCCCUUCUCCCUUCUCCCUUCUCCCUUCUCCUAGUAAGUCCUUUGGUGUUUGAAAUGAGUUCAAUUGGUAUAGUGUCUUUGAAGUUCAAUUCUCCCUUAAGAAAUAGGAAAAAAAAGCCUCGUCUAAUUUGAAAAUGUUAAUAAAAAUACUUAAUAACAAAAAAUGAAAAUAUAACAAGAUUACACUCAAUAUGGACUGUCCACGAACAAAAUCUUACCUUAACUCAAGAUGAAAACUUUCUUUUCAAAUAUUUAUACAAACGUAUAUGAAAAACUCAAAUUUAAAUGGCUACGCCAUCGCAUAUCGAACAAACUAAAAAACUUGUUAGUCUUAAUAUAACUCAAUAGCUGUAAACUUAUACAUGCAAUUGAGUAGAUUAAGGCAUUGAUCUUCAAUUACGAAAUAAGUGAUUCGAGGAACGAAAUAAGUGAUUCGAAUUCUCCUCGAGUGACAAACUAAAGAACUUAUUAGCCUUAACACAUAUAACUCAGUAGUUGCGAACCUAUGCAAGUAGUUGAAUAUGUUAAAAUAUUCUUAUUUGAGUUCUCGUGUUCACAUAUUGAACUUGUAAGAAAAAUAGUUGUUGGAAAAGAAGAAAAAAAACAAUGUUCUAUUUUAUUGGUUAAAGGUAAAUUUUUUUUGUUUAGUUCAACAUGUGAGGGGAAAGGGUUCAACUUCAGUUAAUAGGGUGAAUGGCGUUCAAAUUCCUACCUCCAAAAUUGCAGUGUUAUUAUAUUCUUCCAUCCUUAAAGGGAAAACACACAAAAAACUAAAACUUAUGAAAUUCAUUGAACUAAUAUUUCAACCAAAAAUGUGUAAUUAAACAUGGAAAAUUGGCAGUCCAAAUUCCUAUCGACAUCUUUGACGUUCAAACUCAUCAGAUGCAUGGCACUAUUAGUCCUUAGUUGUAUAUUAAUGUAUCAAAUUAAUACAGAAAUAAAAAGGAAAUAAAUAAAGAUUAAUAAAUAGAGGAAACAAAAAGCAAAAAUACAGACGGUUUCAAAUGCAUUUCUUCCUCUCCUUCAUCACAUUCCAUAUUUAAUUCUUCAUCUCUAUAAAAAUUCAUGAUUCUCUUCAUUUUCUACAUAUCAAAAUGAGAACUCAAAGUCAAAACCCUCUAAUGGCAAUUUUCUUUGCCUCUUUCAUGUUCCUCUUCUUCCUAACACAUGCCCAAAACUCCCCUCAAGACUACAUUGCCCUACACAACAAAGCUCGGGCCGCAGUCGGCGUCGGUCCCAUGACAUGGAACAGCACUGUCGCUGCCUACGCUGAAGCCUACGCCAACCAAAGGAUAAAAGACUGCGCCUUGGUUCACUCUAAAGGACCAUACGGUGAAAACAUAGCUGUUGGCUACUACCCCGAGUUCACCGGUGCGGAUGGCGUAAAGUUGUGGGUGGCAGAAAAGCGUUUAUACGAUUAUGCAUCGAACUCAUGCAAGGGUGGCGACUGUGGACACUAUACUCAGUUGGUGUGGCGAACCUCCGUGCGUCUUGGAUGUGCAAGAGUGGCUUGUAAAGGAAAAUCGCAGUUCGUUGUAUGCAACUAUGAUCCUCCUGGCAACUAUAUAGGAUUAAGACCCUAUAAUUCUCCAAUGUAAAACAAAGAAUUCACUCGGUGUGCAAUCCACUUGAUCACCUGUUAAAUCAAAUAUUGUCUAUUUUCACAUCGAUGUUAAUCAUUUAACGUUUAUGGAAGA
Messenger RNA from Cucumis melo (muskmelon), 1883 nucleotides. RefSeq names its product basic form of pathogenesis-related protein 1-like. Bases 1281 to 1784 code for a protein of 167 amino acids. Gene Ontology annotation, cellular component: extracellular region. Lineage: Eukaryota; Viridiplantae; Streptophyta; Magnoliopsida; Cucurbitales; Cucurbitaceae. The record is from RefSeq and is a predicted model, not a curated record. The transcript has a single exon.